This is a messenger RNA of Gossypium arboreum, 1419 nucleotides long. RefSeq lists its product as uncharacterized. The record is from RefSeq and is a predicted model, not a curated record. Gene Ontology annotation, biological process: root development; shoot system development. Lineage: Eukaryota; Viridiplantae; Streptophyta; Magnoliopsida; Malvales; Malvaceae. The transcript has a single exon. Bases 210 to 1109 code for a protein of 299 amino acids.
CUUUAGCGGCUCUAAUCUAACAAUAACAGCUAAUAUAAUUAUUCGCGGAUCCAGUGCCCUCGGCCCCGAUCCUCACCCUGCCCCUCGUGCGUGCGCCUUAGUUGUCAUCCCUUUAUAUACUACUUAUCCAUCUCCAUUUUUUUCUCAAUUUCUCUUAUCAAAAGCACACAACUCGGAGGAGACCCAAUUAAAACACCAAAUCCAAAAAAAUGGUAGGCGUUUUCAGGCGCUCCCUCUCUUUUCCAAACAAAACCCUUACCCGUCCACCUAAACCACAAAUUUCUCACCACAUCAGGUCCAUCUCUCUCCCCUGCAGAUCACAUCCCUUGAUUACUCAAAUCAAAGAUGAAAUCACCGACCUCAAAACCUGGUCCCGCAGUCCCGAGAAGCCAACCUCAGCUUGGCUUUGUGACGGUUUGCUCCGUCUAAAGGACCUUCAAGAUUCCCUCCACGACAUUCUUCAGCUCCCCCAGACCCAGCAGUUGUUAAGCCAUAAGCGUGAAUGGGUCGAGAAGCUCCUCGAAGAUUUCCUCCGUUUCGUCGAUGUUUACGGCAUCUUCCAAACCUCGUUUCUUUCUCUCAAAGAAGAGCAACACUCUGCGCGGGUGGCUCUAAGGAGAAAAGACGACUCCAGGAUUGCCGUGUACCUGAAAGGUCGCAAGAAGAUGGCUAAAGAGAUAGCAAAACUCGUAUCGUCUAUCCGAUGCAUUGGGCGAUACUCAUUUCCUGCAUCGGCUUUCGUUUCCAUUUUAGACACGGAGCUGACCGGUGUUAUCAGCGACAUUAUCGAAGUGACCGUUUCAGUAUCGGUGGCGCUUUUCAACGGGAUUUCCAUGGCCUAUACUUCAAGCAAAUCGUCAUGGAUUAGGUUGGCGUUGACCAAGAAAUCCAAAAAGGUUAAGAUUGAGGGAAGCAUCAAAGAAUUUGAAGAAAUGGGUGAAGCCAACGUGUGGAGCCUGAGAAGGAAGGGAGACGAGGAAGUGAGGAUGGUUUUGGAGAGAAUGCAAAACUUGGAAAGGUGCAUUGCUGAUAUCGAAAGUGGAAGCGACAAAGCCUUUAGGAGUCUGAUAAACACUAGGGUUUCGCUGCUCAAUACUCUCACCAUGUAGCCGUAGGAAGGAAAUUUGAAAAAGUUAUUUCACGUAAUUAUCGUCUCACAAACAAAAUAGCGACGUAAUUUACCCUUUUUAUCUCUGUGAACUCUCUCUUUUUAUUUUUAUCUAUUCUUGUGUUCUUUUCCCUAGUAGAAAGAAGUGAAAAAUUAGUGUCCGAAAGUGCAUCCAAGUCGAGAGGUUUUCAAUGGUGUAUAGUCGUCAUAUUCUUAAACAUUUUGGUCUUCAAAACAUUGCAUUUUGGCAACAAUAUGUACAAUUUUGAGAGGCAUUUAAAAAAAAAAAUCCAAAGGCGUUAUCUUUAUAA